This is a messenger RNA of Salvelinus fontinalis (brook trout), 3482 nucleotides long. Its product is annotated as cAMP-dependent protein kinase inhibitor alpha-like. Bases 256 to 594 code for a protein of 112 amino acids. NCBI's taxonomy places the organism in Eukaryota, Metazoa, Chordata, Actinopteri, Salmoniformes, Salmonidae. Gene Ontology annotation, biological process: negative regulation of cAMP-dependent protein kinase activity. Gene Ontology annotation, molecular function: cAMP-dependent protein kinase inhibitor activity. The record is from RefSeq and is a predicted model, not a curated record. Gene Ontology annotation, cellular component: nucleus; cytoplasm. The transcript is spliced from 4 exons.
UUCAAUUGCGCUGAGAGGGUACAUUGAGGCACAAGAAGAACGGGAGACCUGAUCCGUAUAACAUGAAGUGGACCAAUGUCGGUGGUAAUUGAUCGGUUUAUUCUACUUUAAGAAAAGGAAACACCAUACUACGGCAUAAUUUCAUUUUUUCCCUGCGAAGAGGAGGAUGGUGGCCGGGUAGUCACAACUUCGGACUCGCUGCUGUUCCUUGGCACGCGCACUGAUCCAGUUGGUGAGGAGGCUGCUGAGGGGAGGAUGACUUAUAAUAAUGAAUGGAAUGGUCAAUACCAUUCCAUUUAUUCCCUUCCAGCCUUUACAAAGAGCCCGUCCUCUCCAAUUAAGGCAGCAGUAGCAUCUCCUGUGGAGAUGACGGAGGUGGUAGAGCCCAAGCUGGACUUUGCAUCCUCGGGUCGCUCGGGGAGAAGGAAUGCCCUACCUGACAUCCUGGGUUCACCGGCUGGGGUCAACCCCACUGACCUGCAACUCAAAUUGUCCGAGCUCCACCUCACAGAUGGUCUGGGAGAAGCCCAGUCUCCCACGGCAGAGGAGGCCCCACCCCCUACAGAGAGCUCUGAGAGGAAUGACGGAUCAUAAGGCUGCCUGGUGUGGGGAGGGGGGGCAUAACUAGCCCCGAUGUUUACUUCCUGUGAAGCUGAUGAGAACUGGAGAAGAGGGAUGGAUGGGUAGAACGAUACAGAAGGACCGAUGAAGGAGAGUGAUGGGCCUGUUUUGAACAGCAGCUGAGCUGCACAGAGAAGGAUGAUGGACAGGGAAUGGUCUCUAUCACCCAAUCUGAAAAGACUCUUAAGAAAAGCGUUGGUGUGUGUGUGGGUGGAAAGAUCACCUCUACUCCAACACACUGCCAUGAGAAACAAAGGAUGUAUGCUGAUUAUAUACUGUUGUACACUACACAUUUUUAUGAUUCAAUCAAGACUCAAAACAUUCAGCAAUGGAGAAGUCGCAAGUGAAAAAAUAAAAAAUGUACAAUAUCCUACUGGUGUCUAUUAGUUGGCCACUGAUUCAACACUGCCAAUCAUGUGGGACGAAGGGCGGAUCCUAGUGGCCAAUAGUGGUUCAGAGCUUUCUGAUUGGUUUGGAAGAGAAAGUAAUGAUGUAUUAUAAUGUACUGGAUGUGUAUGAAGAACGAGGUGAGAGUGCGUUAACUGUAUAACAAGAGGCAGCUGGCUUCCUCUUUCGGUGUCUCACACAGACAUUGAUGUAAUCAUGAAUUCACAUCUGAGACUUUAAUACAGAGGGCAGUGUGGUAUGUACCGCAUAUAUGGGUUUUUAAAUGUUGUUUGAAUGGUUUUAAUGACAACCAAUGGUACUAUAAAGCUAAUGGAUUGAAAUGAUUGCUGUGAUUGUGGCGAGAAGUGUUGAUGUGUUAAUUUGCAAAGGUUAGCUAGAUGCUAAAGCUAACAUUAUGAGUAGCCUGACAAUCCAAUCCCUAUCUUUUAAAACAUUCCUGAAAUGAACCUGAAAUGGUUUCUCACUGCCAACCAUGUACUGUUAAAGCACUCUGACGCUUUUGGCGUAUUUCCAUACAGGAUUUACCUCAAUGUAGGCUCAGACUUUUCUGUUUCCAUCUACGCGGGCACCCGUGUCUUGGUUCCGGUGGACCAGGUCUCACUUGUGGCCAAAGCCAGGCCGCUGGUACUUUUCAGCUGGCAAUUAAAUAACAAACUGUGAACUUUAACACCUUCUCACAAAGCAAUGGAAACAGUUUACCCUACUAUAACAUAAGGGUGUGUACACUAGUGUAAUGCUGGUGUAACAGUUGAAAAGCAGCAUGUGAAAACUGCUAUUGUGUUCCUCUCAGCUCAAUGCUGUCUUUCAUUAAAAGGAUUUAUAUUUUUCCAGACUUCAGAAAAUGUACCUGGUAGCAGUUUACACAAGAAACCUGCUUUGUUGUGUUCUAUGGGUGCGUUCGUAAAUUCGCUCUGGUUAUCUACUCUGAUUUCAGAGCACUUUCGUCUGAGGGUGCCAGAGCGCAGAAUAAUUGAUUAAUUUAUGAAUUCUUAACACCCGUUGAAUAUGGCCGGUGUCAGUAAACGUCGGCAAAAAAACGUAGUAAAAUUGUUGCCAGCAGCACAGUUACAGUCACCUACACUCUGGAUGACAUGAAAACAGCCCAACCAGCUCUGACCAUUUUACUCACCCUAGCAGAGUGAAGUGUUCUCUCAUUUUAGUCUGGAAGUAGCUAGUAAACGUUAGCCAGUUAGCUUGGGUGCUUGACUGCCGUUGUAAGGUAAGAAUGCUCGGAUCAACCCUACUCCUCUGAAUUUAGGAAUGGACAAUCUGACAACACUCUGAAUUUAGGAACGCCCAGCACAUUAGAUUGAAUUUACCAACACCCCCUAUAUCUCUGAAGUACUUUUAAACAGUAUUUGGGCUAUUGACACAUAGAAGACAUAUCUACCAGGUCUUUGAUGAUAAACUGUAUAGAAAAAUGUCACAUUUAUCACAACAGUACAUCUGUUACUGAUGUACCGGCUCGAAGAGGAAUUACCACUCACACUCACAGCAAGGCCUUGGAGAUGGAACGCUUGUGCACUUGCAGUGUGGUCAGCAUAUGCCUGUUGUCUGGGCAUGGGAGCAAGCACCAAGCAGCACUACCAAAGUGUUGCAUCAUGUAUGGAGAUGGCAGCAUGCCUUCUGCCUCCUGCUGCUCCACUCAGCCACAGACGGACAGCCCGGGCAUUCACACAGGCCCAUUUUUUUUUUGCCAGCACACCGGCCAUCUUUUUUUCUUGAAGCCCCUAGAAUAUCUAAGUAAUGGUAAUUCUGCACAAAACAACAAUUUAGAAUGGCCCAUCUGGCAUUUGCCCGAACUGCCCUAUGGCCAGUCCGUGCCUGCACCUAGCAGCCUGUCUGAGAGAAUUUGUAUCUGUUCUAUUUCACUCAUCAACACAUUAAUAGAGCUGUGAGAAGGGAGAUAUGCAUGAUCACGAUAGACUAAUGAUAUGAACACUCAGGACCAGAUGCACGGUGAACAGAAGGACAGCCAUAUACAGUACUUAGUAAUUAAUGCCAAUAUAUACUGUUUAACAUUACAGGAUGCCAGUUAUUACACUGUUGUAUAUAUUGUGAUAUUACAUGAGGAAGAGUAUAUUUACUAUAUAUACAUGUGUUCAUAUAGUGAAUAUACAUUCACGAUACAAUACAAGAGAAUGAACAUUCUGUAUUAUCAAUUGUCUUUUUAUGAAAUGUUUGGGCUGUGUGUAUCUUUGUAUGGUUUUGUCUGAAGUGCAAGCAGCUGAUGCUCUUAUUUGUGAUGUACUUAUUACUGGAGUCGUUCAUGUAAUAACUCAAGGUAAAUGCUCAUUCUAUGGGGAGGGAAAAUCAGAGGUGUGUCUCGUAGUGUACUCUGUUCUCAGUUGUGGUAUGUGCAGUAUAUUUUAAUUAGCAUAAUUCCACAUGUCGAUUCUUUCAGGUGGGUAGGCAACAUGCUAUAAUAAAUCCACAAAGCUUCACAUAGAUAA